AUGAGACGGAGCCGCAGCUGCCUGGUAGCGCUCACCGCUCCUGUGGCCUUGCUAUGGCACCUUUGGAUGCCUGAGGGCUCGCCGCUGGCCUUUUUCUUUGAGUCGAAGGAGGACCCAGUAGAGCGCACCAAGAGACUUCUCAAAGAGACGGACGCGGUCUUCUUCGAUGUGGAUAGUACUGUGGUGACCACCGAGGGUAUUGACCUCAUUGGAAAAUGCUUUGGAAUCAUGAAAGAGAUCUCUGAGCUCACACACAAAGCUAUGAAUGGAAAUGUCAAGUUUCAGGACGCCAUGGCAGAGCGAUUACAGCUGAUGGCGGACCAUGGCAUGACCAAAGAGAAGUUGGAAAAAUGUGUGAAGACUGAAGGUGUUCCCAAGUGGUCGCCUGGAAUCAAAGAGGUCGUGCAGAUGCUUCACAAGCAAGGGACUGAUGUUUAUCUAGUGUCCGGGGGAUUCCAGAAUAUGAUCAAGCCCAUUGCGUUGGAGUUGCACAUCCCACAGAAGAUGAUCUAUGCGAUGCUUGACAUGAUGGGACAGGUGAACGAGAUCCUUUUUGACGAGCAGGGCAACUACGCCGGCUUCGAUCGAAAAGCUCCGACGAGCGCGUCUGGAGGAAAGCCAAAGGUCCUGAGGCUGAUGAUGCUGGCCAGCAGGGUAUCCGAGGAUAUGUUCACGGCACAAAAAGGCCGAAGGAAAGGUUACAAGAAAAUGAUCAUGAUCGGGGAUGGCGCAACCGAUUUGGAUGCCCGCUUGGAGGGACCUGCCAAAGCAUUCAUUGGCUAUGGCGCCGCGGCCGAAUUCCAGCGUGUUCAGACCGAAGCGAGAGCGCCCGGUGGCCGGAUUCCCAGAUGUAAUUCAUGGAACAACCAAACAUUGUAUUUGAGUGGAUGA
This is a messenger RNA of Durusdinium trenchii, 891 nucleotides long. The record is from the annotation of a GenBank genome assembly. Lineage: Eukaryota; Dinophyceae; Suessiales; Symbiodiniaceae.